Saprolegnia diclina VS20 is the source of this 845-nucleotide messenger RNA. RefSeq lists its product as hypothetical. Gene Ontology annotation, cellular component: proteasome activator complex; nucleoplasm; cytoplasm. NCBI's taxonomy places the organism in Eukaryota, Oomycota, Saprolegniomycetes, Saprolegniales, Saprolegniaceae. The transcript has a single exon. The record is from RefSeq and is a predicted model, not a curated record. Bases 35 to 754 code for a protein of 239 amino acids. Gene Ontology annotation, molecular function: endopeptidase activator activity. Gene Ontology annotation, biological process: regulation of proteasomal protein catabolic process; regulation of G1/S transition of mitotic cell cycle; positive regulation of endopeptidase activity.
CGCAGAUUGUAUUUUUGCCUUUUCGACGACGACGAUGGAGAAGCGCGUAGCGGCGACGACGGCGAUCGCGACCAAGGUCCUCGACGAGAUCCCGAUGCACAUGGACCGGAUCGCCGAGGUCCUCGCGCGCGAGUUCCCCGCGUCUUCGCCUGCGCAGGCCUACGCGGCCUUCGCCCCGCUCGUGACAUUGGACGCGCCAUCGAACGCGCGCCUCGUCCAUCUGAUCCAGAUCGUGCUCGACGAGAUCCACAUUGCGAUCCAGAAGAUGCAGAGCCUCGAGCGCUGGAUCCAGCUUCUCGUCCCCAAGGUCGCGGACGGCAACAACUUUGGCGUCGAAGUCCAAAAGUCGGUGCAGCUCCAGAUCAGCGCCAGCCGCACCGCGCUCCAGAAGGCGUGGGAUGGCAUGACCGACUACUACUGGCAGCGCGCGACCGCGUACGAGAAGUUUGCGGCCAAGCACGCUUCGGAAAAGACGAAUACAAUCUCGACGACGGCCGAGGUCGGCGGCAAGGACGGCGACGUGACCAAAAAGUCGACCGUCGAUGCGGACAAGACGACGGCGUCGUCGGCGACGCCCCUCGCCGACCUCGUCUCGUACGUCGCGGCCGUCGACGUCAAGUGGUACUUUAACCUCCAGCGCACGCUUGAGAGCGUCGGGGACCACUACGCGUACACGCUUGACGCUGUCGAGAAGAACGCGGCCAAGAUCAAGCUGCCGCGCGGCCACGGCGAGCGUGGCAUGAGCAUGUUCUAAGCGCUCCUACGUCCAUCGCCUUCGAGGGCCGUCGCAGUCCCCGAUAUCGAUCGAUAUAAGCCACGAGACUAAUGCAGCCUCCAUCAUCGCA